CCUCUGUUGCGUGAUAUCGAAUCGAUACGUCAUCGAUCAUGAUACACGAUAGGAGCGUCGAAAUUUUCGUAAGUGCAAUCGAGAAUUUCCCUUUGCUGACCUAAAUUCUACUCGUGAAACUGAUAAAGAUCGGUGGACAACGAUGGAAAACGUGUACGUGAUAAAAGUGAAAACGAAACCACCGUUGUCCUCCCUCUACCCAUCGGAACGGCGUUAUUCGGCGUCGACCGUGGGAGGUCUGUCCUUGGUGCAUUUCGGCCUGGGCGCUCUUUCCCUUCUUCUGGGCAGCCUGGCCUUAUCCCUUCAAGGUCCAAUCCUAUCGGUCGCCUGUUUAGUCCCUUUCGUGACCGGACUGUUCGCAUGGAGGAGAUGGUACAUAGACAGGAACAUCGCCAUCUUUUUUUACGGAAGUCUGUUCUCCUUGAUGGCGGCCAUCCUCUGCUUUGUCGCCACGAUAUUCGAUAUCGCCGCUGCCGCGGAGAGCAGAGAUCCUUUGUGGUCCCUGGAGAAAAUUUUCGACCAACAAAAUUCAUUCGACCAACAAUUGAGAAACGACGCUCUGUUGAACAACGAGACCGCCUCCUCGUCCGAUGGGGACACCGAAACGUUCGAACAUCUGACAAAAAUCAACUUCCACUCGCCCACGCCUGGAAUUAUACUCGAUAACAUGUCCAACAUAUCCGGAUACAUUUUGAGAAGUUCGACGAUCGAUCCUGAAAUCAAAGAUCCGAGCUCGACAACUCUCGACGACUCUCGAAGAGGGGAGGGGAAUUUGAGGAAAAAUGUCACCGAGGAAUCGUUGGAGAUGACGAACGACGGAACGAUGUCCUUCUUGUACACGGAUUAUCGCAAAUCCUCGCACACUAAAAUUUUAUUAACCGUGAACGUGCUCGUCGCCUCCCUCCUCGAGGCAUUUUGGUCCGCCCUGAGCGCUAGAAUAGCCCUUCGAGGAAUGAUGAAUCGUUUGCCGGAAAGUAGUUACGCUAAUGGGACAAGCGGAAACGGAAAAUUGGAUGAAACGGCAAUAGGGAAACGGAAGGCACCGGCUCCAAGACCGGAUAUUCUGGAUCACGACCGUAGAUUAUCCGAAAGCUUGCAAAAUUUGACGGCGCGGCACAACCUCAGGAAUUCGGGGCCGAGAUUGCCGUUGCCGGAAUCGAGCAAUGAAUUCAGAGAAAGGGUGGAAAGAUUUCUGGCAAAUCAGGCGGCCCAUCACGUGGCCGAAGGAUCUUGUUCUUGAAAAACGUUAAGU
Apis dorsata (giant honeybee) is the source of this 1252-nucleotide messenger RNA. RefSeq lists its product as uncharacterized. NCBI's taxonomy places the organism in Eukaryota, Metazoa, Arthropoda, Insecta, Hymenoptera, Apidae. The record is from RefSeq and is a predicted model, not a curated record. The transcript has a single exon. Bases 143 to 1240 code for a protein of 365 amino acids.